This is a messenger RNA of Hippoglossus stenolepis (Pacific halibut), 5846 nucleotides long. RefSeq names its product segment polarity protein dishevelled homolog DVL-1. The record is from RefSeq and is a predicted model, not a curated record. Gene Ontology annotation, molecular function: frizzled binding. Gene Ontology annotation, cellular component: cytosol. Gene Ontology annotation, biological process: canonical Wnt signaling pathway; intracellular signal transduction. Bases 371 to 2557 code for a protein of 728 amino acids. Lineage: Eukaryota; Metazoa; Chordata; Actinopteri; Pleuronectiformes; Pleuronectidae. The transcript has 15 exons.
CUCCUCACGGGCCCGCGCACAGCCCGGACUCUCCACUAGAUGACAGCACUCUCUCGCCCAUGGUGGGGAAAAAAAAAAAUAUCAAGAGCGAUAUUCCCAACGCAAGGAUGUGGACUGUCCCUUCCUGUUUUAGUGCCGACACAGCCACCGUACCGACGCACGGCGCAGCAGCACCACGGGCUCUCCCCUCGUUAUGUCCGGAUCCUGUUCGCCUGAGACGCGGAGCUUCAUUUUCCACCGCGGGCUCCGAGGCUUUGUGUGUUAGGCGGCGAGCGGCCGUGUUGUUCCUCCGCUGACGCACAGCGGGCCCGUCCACUGCGCCUCCGCCUCGGUCCUUCCCCGCGUCAAUGACCGUCCUCCCCUCACGCUCAUGGCGGAAACUAAGAUCAUUUAUCACAUAGACGAGGAGGAGACUCCGUAUCUGGUCAAGCUGUCCGUGUCUCCGGAGAAAGUCACCUUAGCGGAUUUUAAAAAUGUCCUCAACAACAGACCCGUCAACAGCUACAAAUUCUUCUUCAAAUCCAUGGACCAGGAUUUUGGGGUGGUCAAAGAAGAGAUUUCCGAUGACAACGCCAAGCUGCCCUGCUUCAACGGGAGAGUAGUGUCCUGGUUGGUUCUGGCAGAGAGUGCUCAUUCUGAUGGAGGGUCUCAGUGCACGGAGAGCCACCCGGAGCUGCCCCCUCCUCUUGAGAGAACAGGAGGCAUCGGAGACUCCCGCCCCCCCUCCUUCCAUGCCAACGCGGUCAGCAGUCGAGACGGCCUGGACACCGAGACGGGCACCGAGUCUCUGCUGAGCCACCGCAGGGAGCGCGAGAGGGAGCGCGCGCGGAGGAGAGCGCGAGAGACUGAGCUCCCUCGCAUCAACGGUCACUCUAAAUCAGAGCGCACUGCCAGAGACUCGGCCAUGGGUUACGACAGCGCCUCAGUAAUGAGCAGUGAGCUGGAGUCCAGCUCCUUUGUUGACAGUGAGGAGGAUGAGGAUGCGAGCAGGCUCAGCAGCUCCACAGAACAAAGUUCUUCUUCGCACCUGAUGCGCAGACACAAGCGCCGCCGACGGAGGCACAAAGUGGCCAAAAUAGACCGGUCCUCGUCCUUCAGCAGUAUCACCGACUCCACGAUGAGCCUCAACAUCAUCACCGUCACACUGAACAUGGAGAAGUACAACUUUUUAGGUAUCAGUAUUGUUGGUCAGAGUAAUGACCGGGGAGAUGGCGGCAUCUACAUCGGCUCCAUCAUGAAGGGAGGAGCUGUGGCUGCUGACGGGAGAAUAGAACCUGGAGACAUGCUCCUCCAGGUGAAUGAUGUGAACUUUGAGAACAUGAGCAAUGACGACGCCGUCAGGAUUCUCAGAGAGAUCGUUUCCAAAACCGGUCCUAUUAGUCUUACCGUUGCCAAAUGCUGGGACCCGUCUCCACGAAGCUACUUCACGAUCCCUCGUGCUGAACCAGUGAGACCCAUUGACCCUGCAGCCUGGAUUUCACACACCACUGCCCUGACGGGACCUUACCCGCACUACGAGUUUGACGACUUGCCUUUAUCUGCAAGUAAAACGGACAUGGCAACUAUCGUCAAGGUGAUGCAGUUGCCGGACUCCGGCCUAGAGAUUCGAGACAGGAUGUGGUUGAAGAUCACAAUCGCCAACGCCGUCAUCGGUGCUGACGUGGUAGACUGGCUUUACUCCAGAGUAGAAGGAUUCAAGGACCGGCGGGAUGCGAGGAAGUACGCGAGCAGUCUCCUGAAACACGGCUACCUGAGACACACCGUCAACAAGAUCACUUUCUCCGAACAGUGCUACUACACGUUCGGGGACCUCUGCCAAAACAUGGCGUCGCUCAACUUAAAUGAGGGAUCCAGCGGCGGAGGCUCCGAGCAGGACACCCUGGCACCGCUCCCCCCCACCAGCAACCCCUGGCCCCUGGGCGGGCAGCCAUUCCCCUACCCUCCUUUUCCCUCCGCGCCCCCCAGCUUCCCGCCAGGAUACUCCGACCCGUGCCACAGUUUCCACAGUGGGAGCGCAGGCAGCCACAACAGCGAGGGAAGCCGAAGCAGUGGAUCCAACCCCAGUGCAGGCAAAGGUAGACGCUCCUCCCCACAGGAGAAGGCUCAGAGGUCAACAUGCGGCGAGUCAGAGCCCGGCAUCCGUGGAGGGAGGCGCGUAGACAGGUCCGCCAGCCAAAUGAGCCAUCACAGCCACGCCGUCUCCAGCCACAGUCACGCCCGAUCAAGUCUCAGUCACAGUCAGUCCCACAGGAGCCACCAUCACUCACAGAACAGCCACCCCUCCUUCACCUACAGCCACGCCCCGUUCACCAAGCCCGCGCCAGGCUCCUGCGCCCAGAGCGAGCGAAGCCACGCCUCCUCCUACGGCCCCCCCGGCUUGCCUCCUCCUUAUUGUCUGGCCCGUCUGGCCCCCAAGACCUCGGUCAGCAGCAGCACGCCCCCCGGAGCCCCCCCCGGGAGAGAGUUAGCAUCCGUUCCUCCUGAGCUCACCGCUAGUCGCCAGUCCUUCCAGCAUGCUAUGGGCAAUCCCUGUGAGUUCUUUGUUGACAUCAUGUGACAGGACAGUGCCUUGAAAACUCAUCGAGCACAAAACAAUUCUCCACGAACCCGCCCGUCCCCUCCUCCCUUUCUUUUCUGUCUCUGAGUUCCGAAUGUAGACACUGAUGGGCCUCCACCUUAACCCCCUGCUGUCUGUCUUUCCCUCUGAUGUCCACACAAAGGACUGCGGGUGGCACGAGCACAGCAGGAGGGGAGUCCUCUCACACUUACAAACACGGGUCCUCGGCGACUGAAAACCCUCUUUUGUAUUGACGUGACGUGUACAGUUUGUGAAACGUGAAUGGUAUUCAAUGUGGUGAUUCUUUAAAGCUGCCGCGCAGACAUGCUCUCGGGAGUGUGCACUCUACGUAGGAUCAUUUCUGUUCUGCGAGACCUUUAAGAUGUCCGGGGCCUGGAUCUCAAUCCCCAGGACCCAGACCGACACCUUCAACCCGCACUUAGGAACUUUUUAAUUUUUAGGGGGCCUUGGACUCGGACUGGAUCUCCUGACUCAAAUCUGUGCAUAGCCGAACGUUUUUUACUCUUUUCACUAAACCUUUUUCGGCCCCAUUUCCUUUAAGGUGUGGCACUGCCACCGGUUUUAUUUAAGUUCUUACCUGCCAAGACUAACCUUGAGUUGACAAACGGUGGAUUUCUUCAACAAGGGAGGGCCCCGCAGCUUAACUAGGCUGCAUCUUGCAUGACUGUCUCAACUGCUUUAAAGAAAAGACGUUUUAUGAAUACAUUUUGUUUUUAAAGUAUUACCAUUGUUGUGGAGGGGGAGGCGUUACCUCUUGCCAAACGUUCUAAAGGAAGAAUCCGUACACUGGAUAAAUUUUGUGAUGUUAUUUAUGUGCCCAUGUUGCGUUGAUGGUGUCAUACUUUGUCUACUUCGACUGACUGACAGACAAUCAGACAUCACCCUUUGUGAACCAGUGGCCAGUUCCCACUGUCCUAGCUGUUCUUUGUCGAAUGUAUCGUUAUUCCUGUCGGUGAUUAAACCCUGACGCUCCGGACAGUUCAGUUCAAACACUUCUACGUGAGCGAAUCAACAAACGUACAGGAUUGCAAACAGUGGACACCCACCGCAGCAGCGAGAGCAAACUCCACAGGGUUGGCGUGAGAUAGAACCAGUUUGCUGUUCAAGCAUCAUCGUCGUGACUCUUUCGAGUGUGAGCUUCGGAAAAAAAAAAGUUACAAGCCAAAGCCUCACGUUGUGUAUGAUGGACAUUUGGAAGCUGUUUAUGAUGUAAAUCUCCUCAUGAUUGUCAUCAGACACUUCUCAUUUUUGCGAGUUCAAAGUGACUUUAAGGGGAGUCCUGGCCUUCAGACGCUCAUAUCCUUGUAAAACAAUGGCAAACCCCUGUUGUAUCUACCUAAAACAUAGAAAAUAAGAAGGAAAAAACACACACACACACACACACACAAUGCUCUUUCUAUUGUUGUGAGGACACUCAUUCUACAUAAUGCCUCCCCUGGGUCUGUACACUAACCAUAACCAUCACACAUAUAUGCCUAACUCCUCCCCCUGCCGUUAACUUAAUUCUAACCUAAACCGUAAAACCAAACUCGGCACCGAAGCUGUGAGGAUUGGCCCAAAUGUCCCAAAAUGUCCCCACAACGAUGGUUUCGAGCCCAUAUAUGUCCACACAACCAUAGGAAGACCACACACACACACACACACACACACACUAGCACUUUUCCAUUUUUUUCUCUCCCUCCCUUUAGUAUGAAACACUGUUUGCAAUCAAAGCUUUCUCUUUAAUUUUGUUUCUUUACAAAAAGAAGAAUAAAUUGUACAUAGAAAUUUAUUAUAUAUAUGAAUAAAAGUAUAUAUGUUCAAAAUUUUGAUGCAUUUUCAGUGAUAAUCACCUGGAUAUUAACUGAAAUCUGAAAAAUACACUUUUCUCUUUUUAGGUUGGGCCACUAGAUGGAGACAUCAAAUCUCUCAUUCAUUUGUAUGUUCUUGUUUUGAGUGUUUUUAUAAAAGUAUAAACUGUGUUUUGGAAAUCACCUUGGUCAGUAAAUUCCAAAUUCAAUUAGGCUUUAGUAUAUUAAAUGUAUGACACAUCCAAGUAGGUGUUUAUGAGCAGUCACUGAGUAGAAGGUCAUGUUGUUGAACUUUCAGACGACUCAAAAAUGUCAAAUGCACUGUAAAACGUAUCUAUUAUAUCCCCAGAGCAACAAAUGUGUCAUCGACACGACAGUGGCUUUCACACAGUUAACACCCCUGAGUGGAACUUCCGAGCACCACCUGCUGCGUGUACUUUCCCCGUGGGCUGCCGUUACUCUCAACAGGCCUGACUGUAUGUCAGUACCCACACAGACCCCGGUCUGCUUGACCCACCAACCACAGUCGCUUGCGUCAAUCAUCGUUUGAGUCCCUGAAAGUGACGCCCACUCCCCCACACGAGAGGAGGCAUUGUUGGAGGUUAGUCAGGAAGGAAGUGACGUCAGAGCCUGACAAAGCUCUCGAGACGCACUUCUGCAGAGGCAGAUUAAAAAGUAUAAUGCUGAAGAAGCAGCCCCCAGAAGCCGUCGCCCUCAUAGUGUUUGUAAUACAGAGCGAAAGCAUGAAGUCUCAGAAACUGAAGUCUGCCACUGUUGUAGUUUGACUCUCAUUGAGAGCUCAUGUCAACCUACAUGCAAAUGCACACACUCAUUUACCAGCAGAAUAAUUAUCAUCUCCUUACCGAACAUCUCAAAAGUAUUUCCAGAGUUUUAUGUUAAUCGAGCUAUUGGGGUUUACGUUGCUUCAGAGCUGAAUCUCUAGAGGGAGGAAGAAGGGGAAGUGUGGGAAGUGUUCCUUGGUCGAGGCCGUGUGGGCAAAUAAGGUGCUGACUUUUGACAUCCCUGUCUCUUGAGACGUGGGUAUGCUUUUAGAGUAGGUCGAUCAAUGGUUCAGCAUUUCUCUUGAACCGGCUGGACGUGAACCUAUGACCAUCAGUCACACCAGCUCACCGAGGUUACAUAGAGCGAGAGCAGACAUUCAGGGUGAGGAGUGGGAAUGAAAAGUCGAAAUCGUGGAUACCGACCUUGUUAAGCUCAAGGAAGCAUACAGCUGUGUUAUUAUGUUCUUAAUCUUAGUCCUGACUUAAUGCCAGGGCAUCAAUAUCCUCAAAGUCAUCGUGAUAUAAGGUCAUCUAUUGUCUCAUCGUUACUCAUCAAAAUAGCGGGGAACUCUAGUUCCCUUUUUAUAAUAAAUAAGUGCCAUAAAUGUGUCACGGGAAUAGUUACACUUUACGCCAUUCCACUGAAGCUACUUCAAUGUUUAAUAACUUUAAUAACUAUAAAAUUCCAAAUGAUUA